Vigna angularis (adzuki bean) is the source of this 575-nucleotide messenger RNA. RefSeq names its product outer envelope membrane protein 7. Gene Ontology annotation, cellular component: chloroplast outer membrane. Bases 176 to 394 code for a protein of 72 amino acids. Lineage: Eukaryota; Viridiplantae; Streptophyta; Magnoliopsida; Fabales; Fabaceae. The transcript has a single exon. The record is from RefSeq and is a predicted model, not a curated record.
GGAAAGAAAGAUAGAAAGGGGAAGGAGGAGGAGAAGUUGUCUGUAGUGCAGAAGAAGCUAAGGUUUUGAAAAUUGUGGUGGUAAGUAAACAGUGUGAGCACGCAACCUUACAAUAACAAUCGAGAGGAGAGAGAGAUCAGAGAAUAUUAUCAGAAUCAGCAACAGUAUCAUCAGGAUGGGGAAGGCCAAAGAAGCGGUGGUGGUUGCUGGAGCCCUAGCAUUUGCGUGGCUCGCCAUAGAGCUCGCUCUCAAACCCUUCCUCUCCAAGGCACGUGACUCCGUCGAUAAGUCCGACCCUGCUCGUGACCCCGACGAAGUUUCCGCUGCCGAUGUUCCUAUACCCACAACCGACGACCUGCCGGAUGUCUCUGCUUCUCAAACGGCGGACGCCUGAACUUUUCCUAUUCAUGUAUUUUCAAUUUCGUCACAUCUCAAAAUUCUCCAAAUCGAAUAACCUCCUUGCUUUCUGUUCAAUUUGUAUAUUGUGUUCUGUCUUGUUGUAGGAUCCAAAAAAUAUCAGGUUCUUUUGUUCCCUUUCCUUUGGGUAUAAACAACGGACAACUGGUAUUUUCGUA